GGUGUCGGUGGAAGGUAAAUGUGGUGGUGGCUUUUAAUUAGCCGUCUCCGACUUACAACUAUAAAUUGGGGUGACAGCGGCACAGGAACAUCGGAUUCCUGCAGUCUUUGCCUCAUCGGGAAAAUGGGGAGAUCCAUUAAUGCUCUUCUCUUCUUGCUCCUUCUCCUUUGCUGUGCUGCAAUGGCAGUCUCAACCAAGGGCAUAUUUGGUGAAGAUCUUGAACCGAGAUUGGAAGAAAGAAAGAAACAUAAGCAUUCUGGGUAUUCUGAGGCAGAGUGCCCUGGCGCCUGCCAAUUUAGGUGCUCCAAGACUGCAUAUAAGAAGCCAUGCAUGUUCUUCUGCCAGAAGUGUUGUUUCAAGUGCAGGUGUGUUCCCCCAGGGACCUAUGCCCACAAGGAGGUUUGCCCAUGUUACAACAACUGGAAGACAAAGAGAGGAGGCCCCAAAUGCCCUUGACUCUUUCUGCUUCUCUAUAAGUUUCUGAUUAUCUUGGAUAUGCAGAGGACCAGCACCUCCACCCUUUUAUAUCACUCAAGAAAUAUUAGUUAUCUAUGUACUGCGUCUCUGUUGUUCUGAUGCUCUAAUGCCAUUUAUGAUCUGAUCUUUCAGACAGCUGAUGCCAUGCUGCUGUCUAAAUUAUAACUGAAAGGUUGCAUCUGCUUUCAUUUGGCACAGAAAAUGUUUCUGAUGGGCUC
This is a messenger RNA of Elaeis guineensis (African oil palm), 695 nucleotides long. RefSeq names its product gibberellin-regulated protein 12. The record is from RefSeq and is a predicted model, not a curated record. NCBI's taxonomy places the organism in Eukaryota, Viridiplantae, Streptophyta, Magnoliopsida, Arecales, Arecaceae.